Molecule: messenger RNA, 2536 nt
Organism: Pseudogymnoascus verrucosus
Lineage: Eukaryota; Fungi; Ascomycota; Leotiomycetes; Thelebolales; Thelebolaceae
Exons: 2
Coding region: 171-2318 (715 amino acids)
Biological process (GO): protein ubiquitination; Ras protein signal transduction
Cellular component (GO): cytoplasm
Molecular function (GO): zinc ion binding; ubiquitin protein ligase activity
Source: RefSeq, a predicted model, not a curated record
CACUACAUAAACACCUACCCCGCCACCCAACAUCAGACAAUCCCAACUGUAUAUUGCAACAUCCAUCCAGCAAGGCUACCUCUUUUCCUGUCUCCAACAAUUAACUUCCAUGCCAACACGCCCAUCACCGGCAUUUGCCGUUAUCACCACACCCCCCAGAUAACUAUGCCAUGACGAACCGAGCCUACUUCUACCACCUCCGCUUCGAGCUCUUCCCCGAACCCCCCACGACCUUUGUCGACAAAACAGCUCCCGACGUGGAUGACGAGAUACCUGCUAUACCGGUGUCAUUCUCGGAUUCUCUGCCGAAUCACUUUAAGCUUCCUGUUGUGGGAGAUAAGGACUAUCGCGCCACUACUACUACUACGAAAGCUACAAACGAAACUACACAACACCCUACCACCGACGUCACAGACGCGCGAAACACCCCCACCCAGGGACGCCGUGGGUCAGUAAUAGACUGCGGUCCCCGCCGCGCAGAUAUCCACCGCGACUACUCCCCGCACGAGUUUUUGCCCGCGCCGCUUGGUAGACGCAGCGCGGAGGAAGCAGCGCGCGACUGGCGAUUUGGCUGUGUUCGGGCGUCGAGUAUACAGAUGGGUGAGAUGGAGGGAGGCGGGAGCGGGGCGAAGAGCCAGGGGAUGAGAGCGAGGGUUGAGGAGGUGAGGUUGAGGGGGAGAGAGGAGGAGUUGGGGUGGGGGAUUGUGCAUUUGUAUCGGGAGGGGGAGGAGACGGUGGGGUUGGGGGAGGGGGAGGAGGGGGGAAAGGGACUGGAAGGGGUGGUGGAGGGGAAUGAGGGGCUGGAUACGACGAUGCUUUGUAUUCCGGCGGUGCCGAGUUAUAUGACUGCGAGUGAUUUUUUGGGGUGGGUUGGGGAGAAGACGAGGGAGUUGGUGAGCCAUUUUAGGAUGGUGAUGACGGGGAGGAUGAAUCGGUAUAUGAUGCUUAUGAAGUUUCGGGAUGGGCAGGAGGCGAGGAAGUGGAGGAGGGAGUGGGAUGGGAAGGUGUUUAAUGGGAUGGAGCCCGAAAACUGCCAUGUCAUGUUCAUCAAAUCGAUCCACUACGACACCCUCCCCUCCUCCAAGCAAACCGACACCACCGCCUCCUUCCCCGACAUGUCCCUCGACCCCUUCACACCAACCCACUCCACCUUCUCCCCCUCCCCCCCCACCUCACCACUAGCCCUCAAACCCCUCCCCCCCCCAACCGCCUCCCUCGUCGAACUCCCCACCUGUCCCGUCUGCCUCGAGCGCAUGGACGAAACCACCGGCCUCCUAACAAUCCUCUGCCAACACGUCUUCCACUGCGCCUGUCUCCAGAAAUGGCGCGGUUCAGGCUGUCCUGUUUGUCGGCACGUUCAGCCUGCUAAUUCGCUCAGCACGCCGUUUGGAUUUACUGCCGCGACGCACGAUCUCAAUCUGUGCCAAGUCUGCGAUUGUCCCGAGGAUCUAUGGAUCUGUCUCAUCUGCGGGAACGUGGGGUGUGGUCGCUACAAGGGGGGACACGCGAAGGAGCAUUGGAAGGAGACGGCGCAUAAUUACUCGCUCGAGACGACGACGCAGCAUGUCUGGGAUUAUGCGGAGGAUGUGUGGGUGCAUCGGCUGCUGCAGACGAAGGGGGAUGGGAAGAUUGUGGAGUUACCUGGGAGUAGUCGGGCUGUGCUUGGUGGGGGGAAUAAUAAUCGAGAUGCCAGCGGUGGCGAACAGCAACAGGAUCUGGAGAUGGUGCCGAGGGAGAAGAUGGAGAAUAUUGGGAUUGAGUACGGGCAUAUGCUCGCGACGCAGCUGGAUUCGCAGAGGAUGUAUUUCGAGGAGGUAGUCGCGAAGGCGGUGGAUAAGGCGGCUGGGUCGGCGAGGGAGGCGGAGCGGGCGGCGAGGGCGGUGGAGGAGGUGAGGGGGCAGCUGGAGGUGAUGGCAAGGGAACAUAGGGAGAUGAAGGAGGAAGUCAUCCCUGGCUUACAGCGCGAUCGCGAUCGCAUGGCUGCUAAAGCCGAGAAGGCGGGUGAGCUGGCGCGGAGCAUGACGAAGGCGUUUCAAGAGGAGAAGCAGGUUGGGCGCGGGCUGAUGGAUCGGGUGGGUCAUCUGAAUGAGGCGCUCGAGAGGGUGAGGAGAGAGGUGAAGGAGGUGAGGGAUGAGAAUGUGGAUUUGAAGGAGCAGAAUCGAGAUUUGGGGUUUUUUAUUAGUAGUCAGGAGAAGGUGAGGGGGUUGGAGGGGGAGUUGGGGGAGGAGGUUAGGGAGGGGACGGUCAGUUUACCGCCGCCGCCGCCGGAGGUGAAGCAGGAGAAGGGGAGGAAGGGGAAGGGGAAGAAGAAGGCGUAGGGGUGAGGUUGGGAUGUUGAGCUGUUGAGCUGUUGGAGCUGAAGGUUGAGAAGGAGAAGAAGAAGACGCAGGGUUGAGGUUGGGGAGGGGGAGGGGUGUGUAUUUGCUUUUGGGGCGUGGGUUGGAGAUGAGAGAUACCUGGUUGGCGUAGUGGUUCUGGUUCUGGACAUAGGCAGUUUCGUACUGUAUGAUUUAUGAAUGUAUGAUAUAAAUGAAGC